GCGCUGAAUCUGGAGCCUGCAGGAGGGUGUUGCUGUGAAGAUGUCGCAUCUAACUGGCGACUGUAUUCACUUGGAAUCAGUGGGCGAAGUAACAAAAGACGAACUAAUCGAGAAAUCACAUGGUACUUGUCAAGACUGUAAAGUUGGAGGGCCUAACCUAUGGGCAUGUCUGGAGAAUGGCUGUUCCUAUGUUGGAUGUGGAGAAUCCCACUCUGAUCACAGCACCAUUCAUUCGCAGGAAACUAACCACAAUCUCACUGUUAACCUUACCACCUUGAGAGUCUGGUGUUAUGCAUGUGGAAAGGAGGUGUUUCUGGAGCGGAAACUUGGACCUCCACCAAUAGUGCAACGUGGGAGACCACCACAGGUGCAUGAACACCAGGACCCAUCUCCCUGUAAUCAGAUGCUGAAAGCUCCUAUUACGCUAGUGGGACGUGACCUAGAUGCAGAAUAUGAUGACAUGAAGACAAGAGGUCUCACUGGAUUGAAAAACAUAGGAAAUACUUGUUAUAUGAAUGCAGCUCUUCAAGCUCUUUCUAACUGCCCACCCUUGACUUUAUUUUUCCUUGAAUGUGGAGGCAUGGUGCAAACAGUUAAAAAGCCAGCUCUAUCAAAAAGUUACCAGAAGUUGAUGGCAGAAAUAUGGCACAAGAAUCGCCCCAGCUACGUUGUGCCUACAAACCUGUUCCAGGGAAUUAAAACAGUGAAUCCAAUGUUUCGGGGAUAUUCUCAGCAG
Messenger RNA from Rhincodon typus (whale shark), 736 nucleotides. RefSeq names its product ubiquitin carboxyl-terminal hydrolase 33-like. The transcript is spliced from 8 exons. The annotation marks the transcript as partial. The record is from RefSeq and is a predicted model, not a curated record. Gene Ontology annotation, biological process: protein deubiquitination. Lineage: Eukaryota; Metazoa; Chordata; Chondrichthyes; Orectolobiformes; Rhincodontidae. Gene Ontology annotation, molecular function: zinc ion binding; cysteine-type deubiquitinase activity.